AUGUUCACUGCUACUACCGAAGAUGACAAGGAAUCUCAACCCUCCACCUCCUCCUCCAUCGAAUGGUUACAACCCUGCAUUCACUUCAAAUUCUCUGAUAUUCUCUUAGCAACCAACAACUUUGAUGAAUCAUUAGAAAUUGGGCAUGGAGGGUUUGGAAAAGUUUACAAAGGUAAUGUUAUCAAAGGAUCAAGUCUUGUUGUUGCUGCCAUUAAACGGUUGGAUUCCAUGUCUAGCCAAGGGGAAUCCGAAUUUUGGGCAGAAAUUGAAAUGCUUUCCAAAUUCCAUCACUGUAACCUCGUUUCUUUGUUUGGUUACUGUAAUCAUGAAGAAGAGAAGAUCCUCGUAUACGAAUACAUGCCAAAAGGAACCCUCGAAGAUCACCUCCAUAGACAUGGUACCCCUCUUUCAUGGCUUCAGAGACUCAAGAUUUGCAUAGGUGCAGCUCGUGGGUUACACUACCUUCACUCUGGAACAGGGAUUGAAUUUGGGGUUAUACAUCGCGAUGUCAAGAGCUCAAAUAUUUUGUUACAUGAAAGUUGGGCAGCUAAAAUAUCAGACUUUGGGUUGUCCAAAAUCGGUCCCACAAUCCAGCCGUUGACUUAUGUCAACACACUUGUUAAAGGCACUUUUGGGUAUCUUGAUCCUCAUUAUUUCUCAACUGGAAGGCUGACAAGGAAGUCUGAUGUGUACGCUUUUGGGGUGGUGUUGUUUGAAGUGCUAUGUCGGAAGCAUGCGGUGGAUAAAAGUCUUGAUUUGGAGCAAUGGGGUUUAGUUGCAUGGGCUCAAAGUUCAAUCAAAGAAGGCAAUUUAAAAAGCAUAAUUGAUUGUGAUAUAAGGGGUCAAGUAUCCACAAAAUGUUUGAAGGAGUUUGUUCGAAUUGCAGAGAGAUGUUUGCUAAGCAAUCCAAAGCAACGCCCUACAAUGGCUGAAGUUGUGGUUAGUCUUAAGUCUGCACUGAAUUUACAAGAGAAAAGCAAUGGUUCAUUGCAGGCUGCUGGUAGAUCAAUAUUUGGAAGAGUGUUUGAUAUGUUUCCAUCUCCUUCAAACGAAGAGAACUCUGCUCAUGGUGAUUCAAAGCUAUCAAGUAAUAGAAACGUUGGUGAUACUCUAGAGGCUGAAAACAAAGAUUUCACAAUCCUUUUUCCAAGUUUGAGAGUACUUAAGUUUACGGAUUUGAAAAGGGCUACAAAAAACUUUAGUCAAGAUUUACUCUUGGGUAGGGGACGUUUUGGAGAAGUGUUCUUAGGUUGGGUUGACAAGAACACAUUCGCCCCUUCAACAGAAGGUGAUGGAAUUGCUGUUGCUGUUAAAAAGUACAGUCAAGGUCUUCCAGAAUGGAAUACUGUGGUGAGCGUCUUAGGAUGGUUGACUCAUCCAAAUAUUAUUAGUCUCUUGGGAUAUUGUGAUGAUAAAAAACACAAAUGCUUGCUUGUUUAUGAGUACAUGCAGAAUCGAAAUUUUGGUGACUACUUAUUUGGAGAUAUACUGGAUGUUGCCAAGCUACUUUCAUGGAAAAGACGACUUUUGAUAAUGAUAGGAGUAGCCCAUGGACUUGCUUAUAUGCAUUCAUCAAAAGAUCAAGUCAUACACCGUGAUGUUAAAACAUCUAACAUAUUGCUGGAUGAGGAUUUUAAUGUCAAACUAGGGGGUUUUGGGAUGGCGAGAUUUGGCCCUGAAAUUGCGAAAACAGGUGUUACUACACGUAUUAUUGGUACCUUGGGUUAUUUAGACCCGGGGUACCUAAGCAAUGGUCAUCUGAGUGUGAAGAGCGACAUCUACAGUUUUGGAGUGGUGUUGUUGGAAGCUCUAACGGGGCAACAAGCUUGGCAAAGACAUAGGUAUUACUCUGGUUUGGUAAAGUGGGCGAUUCCAUUUCUAGAAGACAAAAAUGAGCUAAAGAAAAUAAUGGAUCCACGUCUUGGAAAAAACUACCCCUUAGAAGAUGCUUUUAAAUGCGCUACACUUGCAUUAAAAUGUGUAGCUAAGAAUCCUAAAGAUAGACCUUCAAGUGAAGAAGUUUUACAAAGUUUGGAACAGAUAUAUGUUGUUAACAAAUAAUGGACAUUGCCUCCAAUCUCUGUUUCCCUUCCUUAGUUUGAUAAUUAUAAGUCACUGUGUUUCUCCCCAUUCCUUAAUUCAAGUCUAUAGCCCCUUUGGAUCUAUUCUACCUUAAUUGGAGAUGCCUCACACCCACCUUUGGGACAAUGUUUUUUUUAUUGUUUUUAGUUGUUUAUUACUCAUAUUUACUUCUUGC
This is a messenger RNA of Lactuca saligna, 2257 nucleotides long. Lineage: Eukaryota; Viridiplantae; Streptophyta; Magnoliopsida; Asterales; Asteraceae. The record is from the annotation of a GenBank genome assembly.